This is a messenger RNA of Vicugna pacos (alpaca), 3051 nucleotides long. RefSeq names its product DNA topoisomerase III beta (gene TOP3B). Gene Ontology annotation, cellular component: nucleus. Gene Ontology annotation, biological process: DNA repair; DNA topological change; DNA recombination. The record is from RefSeq and is a predicted model, not a curated record. NCBI's taxonomy places the organism in Eukaryota, Metazoa, Chordata, Mammalia, Artiodactyla, Camelidae. Gene Ontology annotation, molecular function: DNA topoisomerase type I (single strand cut, ATP-independent) activity; DNA binding.
ACCUGCAGACGCGGGCGUGCGGCGCCGGAAGGGAGACGGGGGGUAUGCCGUCCGCGGCCGGACCCGGAAGUAGGGCCGCCGUCUGCCGCUGGGAGCAGGAGGCGGAGCGGAGCCGAAACCGGGACGCGGGUGUUUGAUGCGAUACUAAGGUGGGAAAUCUCAGGGGUCUAAAUGCUGUGCGGACCACUGCUAAGCCUUCACUCCCAAGCGCCAUCCACUUGUGCGUAAGACACUGACAGGAAAGGACUUUAUCUACAGUAUCUGCCAAGGACACAUGCCAUUGUGGUGUCCCUGGAGGUGGUGCGGUGGCGGCAGGCAGCUGCGUGGGGCAGCGUACGAGCUGGGUCACUGUCAUUGCCCUAAGCGUGCGUGAGGCCGGGGCCCCGCAGCACUGACACACGAUGAAGACCGUGCUCAUGGUGGCAGAGAAGCCAUCCUUGGCCCAGUCCAUCGCCAAAAUCCUUUCUCGAGGGAGCAUGUCCUCACGCAAAGGGCUGAACGGGACAUGCUCGGUGCACGAGUACUCAGGGACCUUCUCUGGCCAGCCUGUCCGCUUCAAGAUGACAUCCGUCUGCGGUCAUGUGAUGACCCUGGAUUUCCUGGGAAGGUACAACAAGUGGGACAAGGUGGAUCCCGCCGAGCUGUUCAGCCAGGCCCCGACUGAGAAGAAGGAGGCCAACCCCAAGCUGAACAUGGUGAAGUUCCUGCAGGUGGAGGGCAAAGGCUGUGACUACAUUGUGCUGUGGCUGGACUGCGACAAGGAGGGGGAGAACAUCUGCUUCGAGGUCCUGGACGCUGUGCUGCCGGUCAUGAGUCAGGCCCACGGGGGCGAGAAGACGGUGUUCCGGGCCAGGUUCAGCUCCAUCACCGACACAGACAUCUGCAACGCUAUGGCCCGCCUGGGCGAGCCCGACCACAACGAGGCGCUCUCGGUAGAUGCGCGGCAGGAGCUGGACCUGCGCAUCGGCUGCGCCUUUACCAGGUUCCAGACCAAGUACUUCCAGGGGAAAUAUGGCAACCUGGACAGCUCGCUUAUCUCCUUCGGGCCGUGCCAGACCCCCACACUGGGCUUCUGCGUGGAGAGACACGACAGGAUCCAGUCCUUCAAGCCCGAGACCUACUGGGUGCUGCAGGCCAAGGUGAUCACCGAUAAGGACAGAUCUCUCCUUUUGGACUGGGACCGAGUGCGAGUGUUCGACCGGGAGAUCGCCCAGAUGUUUCUGAACAUGACCAAGCUGGAGAAGGAAGCCCAGGUGGAGGCCACAAGCAGGAAAGAGAAGGCCAAGCAGAGGCCCCUGGCCCUGAACACCGUGGAGAUGCUACGUGUGGCCAGCUCUUCUCUGGGCAUGGGCCCACAGCAUGCCAUGCAGACGGCCGAGCGCCUCUACACGCAGGGCUACAUCAGCUACCCGCGGACCGAGACCACCCACUACCCCGAGAACUUUGACCUCAAGGGGCCUCUGCGGCAGCAGGCCAACCACCCCUACUGGGCCGACACGGUGAAGCGGUUGUUGGCGGAAGGCAUCAACCGCCCGCGGAAAGGCCACGAUGCUGGCGACCAUCCCCCCAUCACCCCCAUGAGAUCCGCCACAGAGGCCGAAUUAGGGGGCGAGGCCUGGCGGCUGUAUGAGUACAUCACCAGGCACUUCAUCGCCACGGUCAGCCACGACUGCAGGUACCUGCAGAGCAGCGUCUCCUUCCGCAUCGGGCCCGAACGCUUCACCUGCACGGGCAAGACCGUCAUCUCCCCAGGCUUCACAGAGAUCAUGCCCUGGCAGAGCAUCCCCCUGGAGGAGAGCCUGCCCACCUGCCAGAGGGGUGACAGCCUUGCCGUGGGCGAGGUCAAGAUGCUGGAGAAGCAGACAAGCCCCCCCGACUACCUGACGGAGGCCGAGCUCAUCACGCUCAUGGAGAAGCACGGCAUCGGGACGGACGCCAGCAUCCCUGUGCACAUCAACAACAUCUGCCAGCGCAACUACGUGGUGGUGGAGAGUGGGCGGCGGCUCCGGCCCACCAACCUGGGCAUCGUGCUGGUGCACGGCUACUACAAGAUCGAUGCAGAGCUGGUGCUCCCCACCAUCCGCAGUGCAGUUGAGAAGCAGCUGAACCUGAUCGCCCAGGGUAGGGCCGACUACCGCCAGGUCCUGGGCCAUACCCUGGAUGUCUUCAAGAGGAAGUUCCACUACUUUGUGGACUCCAUCGCCGGCAUGGAUGAGUUGAUGGAGGUGUCCUUCUCGCCUCUGGCGGCCACAGGCAAGCCCCUCUCCCGCUGUGGGAAGUGCCACCGGUUCAUGAAGUACAUCCAGGCCAAGCCGAGCCGCCUGCACUGUGCACACUGCGACGAGACCUACAGCCUCCCCCAGAACGGCACCAUCAAGCUGUACAAGGAGCUCCGCUGCCCGCUGGAUGACUUCGAGCUGGCUCUGUGGUCGUCGGGCUCGCGGGGCAAGAGCUACCCGCUGUGCCCCUAUUGCUCCAACCACCCGCCCUUCCGGGACAUGAAGAAAGGUACGGGCUGCAAUGAGUGCACACACCCCACCUGCCAGCACUCGCUGAGCAUGCUGGGCAUCGGCCAGUGCGUGGAGUGCGAGAGCGGCGUGCUGGUGCUCGACCCAACCUCUGGCCCCAAGUGGCGGGUGGCCUGCAACAGGUGCAACGUGGUGGCACACUGCUUUGAGAAUGCCCACCGCGUGCGCGUGUCCGCCGACACCUGCAGCGCCUGUGAGGCUGCCCUGCUGGACGUGGACUUCAACAAGGCCAAGUCCCCGCUGCCGGGCGACAGCACGCAGCACACGGGCUGCGUCUUCUGCGACCCCAUCUUCCAGGAGCUGGUGGAGCUGAAGCACGCAGCCUCCUGCCACCCCAUGCACCGUGGGCCUGGGAGGAGGCAGGGCCGGGGCCGGGGCCGGGGCCGGAGGCCGGCAGGAAAGCCUGGUGCCAGGCGGCCCAAGGACAAGAUGUCAGCCCUGGCUGCCUACUUCGUGUGAUGGCCCACCCUGGACUCCACACCGUGUCCUUGGAAAUCAUUAAACAUAUUCUGUUUUCUCCAGA